AAUGAGAGGCAAGUAGCUAGCCGCGUGAAAAUCGGUGGUUUUCCACCAGGAUUCUAACGGGAAUGUCAGUGCAAAAGAAGUUUGUGUUAGGUUUCUUUUCAUUCAUUUUUUUUAUCUUCAUCGUCGGGUUUAUCACCGGUUAUUUUUCCUGCCCGGGUGCUGAGUACUCAAACUGCUGUGGCGCCAAAAAUGAAAAUGAUGACACAUCAAGAAAAUUACUUGAGCAAGAAGCUUUCGAACUAAUUUCAGGACGGAAGAUCGCCUAUUAUCUAAAGUAUUUCGCAAAUAAUGCACAUCUUGAUGGGACAAACGACAGUUGUGCGCAAGCGCUGUUCAUCAAAAACGAAUGGAAUUCAUUCGGCUUCGAUGCUGUGCAGUUGAAGCGUUAUGACGUUCUACUGUUGUAUCCCGAGAGGCCUAGCGUGCUGUCAGUGAAUACUCAGAACGGAACCGAAGUUUAUUCUUCAAUUCUGAAAGAAGAUUCAACUAACAAAGAUAAUGGUCCAAAGCACGCUAUUCCUUUUAGCACCAAUUCAGCUUCUGGUGCAGUGUCUGGUAAACUGGUGUAUGUCAACUAUGGAAGAGAGAGUGACUUCAACUACUUGGACUAUACAAACAUAUCGUGUAAGGGAAAAAUUGUGAUGCUACGAUAUGGAAGAAUAUCUGAGGCCGAUAAGGUUACCAAUGCACAAAAAUGGUCGGCAGCCGGAGUCUUGUUAUAUGUUGAUCCUUCUGACUAUUCUGGUAACACAACACUUCUAUGGUACCCAAGUAAUGAGGGACCGAGUAUGGGCCUAUGGGUCAACAGAGGAGACCCAGUAACGCCUGGUUACCCAGCCACAGCUGGAAUUUACAGAGAGACAAUAGAUGAUAUUCCAUUCCCCAAGAUCCCUGCGCAGCCAAUUCACCAAAGAGAAGCGGAAAUUUUAUUAAGGAUGCUUAACCAUACAACCCCCCCCCAGGACUGGCAGGGUGGACUAAACUUUGACUACAGAAUACAGAUGAAGCCAAAUGACACAAGAACGGUCACUUUGAACGUGAGUCUUUCCCUCGUUGAAAAAUACGUUUGUGAUACAGUUGGAACCAUCAAAGGGAAAAUAGAACCAGAUCGUUAUGUACUACUCGGUAGCCACCGUCCAUCAAGCGGCACAGCGAUUCUCAUGGAGAUCACAAGGAUCCUUCUUUCUGUUCGAAAGAAAGGUUGGUUUUCCCGGCGAAGCAUGAAAAUUUGCAGCUGGGGAGCAGGUGAAUACGGAAACAUAGGAUCUAUACAAUGGAUCGAGGAGUAUCAGAAAAUCCUCGAUGCACGUGCGGUAGCCUACAUCAAUGUAGAUAGGGCUGGAGAAGGUGAAAUAGUGAUGACAUUAAGUCCGUUGUUGGAACAAAGAGCCCUUCAGACAGCAAAAAAGGUCACUGCCCCACAGAACAUAUCAAAGACGUUGUAUUCAAUGUGGAAGGAGAAAGAUUCUCAGCAAGCUGGAAAUCAAAGCAACCUCUCGUUGUUUGAUAGAGCAGGAAGAGGGUGCUUUGCUUUUGAGUACAGGAUUGGUGUGCCAUGUGUGGAUAUAGCGGCCUUUCAACCUGAUCAAACGUCUGGAAAUUAUCCAGCUCAUAUACCACGCCGCCACUCAUCGGAAACCAUCAAAUACUACCUGACAUUUGCGCAGCUUUGGCUACAAAUGGGCUUUGAUAUCGCAGGCUCGGUAUUCACACCUUUUAAUGUGGUUCGUCAAGCUGAGGCCAUUUGUCGCCUUGUAAAUGAUCUAUCGGUCAAAUACAGCAGCUCACUGAGGACAAAUAAUAUUACCUUAGAGUUUUUGAUAAACGCCACCCAAGAGUUACAAGCAGUUGCAAAUGAGUUUCAAAGAAAUUUGAAAACCCAAGACAAUGAAGAUGCAUUGCAGGUUCGAAUAAUCAACGAUCGCUUACAACAGCUUAACAGAGCCUUCAUUAACAACAAGGGGCUUUCAUAUAGGCCUUUCUUUAGACACGUGGUGUUUUCUCCAACUUAUUUUAAGUCCGAAGCAUAUACUAAGUUCCCUGGUAUUAUGGACUCAUUUUAUAUUGCGAAUGAACAAGGAAAGAAGAAAGACUGGCAGAGAGUUCAAAAGCAGAUAUCUGUUGUGAUACAAGCCAUUCGCUCUGCUAUCACAAUCCUGCGGCCCUAAGAGUCUUGGAGGCAAUUGGAUGGAAGUCAAGAUAUGGGAGUGUUCUUAACUAAGUUUUGAUUUAAUACGUUACUACUUCACUUUAUACAAAAGCCUUAUCUUUGAUGACAAUCUGACAAGACUGUGCUCUCCCUGAAGUUCAUAAUAUCCUGACAAAGGAGAGAAUCCAAGAUUUUAAUUCUCUCUACCUAAUGCUCGCGGUUUUAGAGGAAGCAGAAGUCAGUCGGCUAAGAAGAUGCACAACUGCUAUACCCGUAAAAAUAGCUAUUGAAUAAAUUGGAAACAUUAAAAAUUUCAGGAUUUUUAAGGACUUAAAGAUAAGGCCAGUACGUUCUAGGAAUGAGGAGAAAGUGAUAAAACGAAUAACAUGAUUUUGAUGAAAAAAUACGGGAUUGAGAUUCGACACCUAGGAAUUACCCCACGCUAUGAAGGAAAAAAAAUGGAAAAAGAUGAAUUAGAGCGUAAUGUAGAUUUACGAGCGCAUUGCUAUUAGCAAAAUCUCAUUUUUCAACAAAGAUGAGCGUCAAGAAUUACUCCAAGAUAUCGAAUAAAGUUUCUUCAUUUAAGAUUUUUCCAUUUAUGGAUAAUCUAGGUUUAUAUUUUUUCGUCUUUGGAUGGGGAAGAUGACGAAAAUAGACUUGAUAAUCUUUAGAGAAAGCUCAGUUACAAGCAGAGAGCCAAGUUUCAACAUUAAGGAGUUAAGCAUUUAUCACAAAAUCUAAUACGGUCAGACUCUUUCCAGAAUAAAAGACAUUUGCAUCAUCGGAAAAAGGUGGCAGUCUAAUUUCGUUAAACAGUGAUGAAAAUCAUUAAUGUAUAGCAGAACAUUAAAUCA
Molecule: messenger RNA, 3003 nt
Organism: Pocillopora verrucosa
Lineage: Eukaryota; Metazoa; Cnidaria; Anthozoa; Scleractinia; Pocilloporidae
Product: N-acetylated-alpha-linked acidic dipeptidase 2
Molecular function (GO): carboxypeptidase activity
Source: RefSeq, a predicted model, not a curated record